This is a messenger RNA of Arabis nemorensis, 435 nucleotides long. The record is from the annotation of a GenBank genome assembly. NCBI's taxonomy places the organism in Eukaryota, Viridiplantae, Streptophyta, Magnoliopsida, Brassicales, Brassicaceae.
AUGGAAAGCAAAGUGAAGAAACUCUGCAAUUUACUUUAUGAGGAGUACAAAUGCGAGACAUGUGGGAACUAUAGCUAUGCAGGGAAGAGGGAUUUUGAGAGACUUUUUAACGAAUGGCGUCACCAAUUCGGAUUGCGUCGCACUGAGAAGCUCAACAGAAUAACUUCGAUUAAGGCUGAUGGGAAUAUUGGACCACUUGCUUGCUCACAAUCAACGGAUCAAGAAACCGAAAUGAAGAGUUCUAAUAAAGUUCCGGCGGGUGUAGCAAUUCCACCUCCAGAUAUUAGAAGUGUGGUCAAGAGAACCGAGCAUAUACUUUCAAUAAAAGAUUCGGAAGCUAUGAUCUUUAUCACUUCCUUCCAGCACAAGCUAGCCAAAUACCGCGCUCAGAAUCAAGAAUAUCCAGCUCGUGCUACUACACGUACCCAAUCUUGA